CAUAUAAAAGGCUGCAGUAGUGCUGAGCUCAGCUAGUCCAGUCAUCUCUCUCUCUCUCUCUGCCUCUGUUUCUCCUUCACCACUUUCUGUCUUCCUCUCCAUCCUCCCUGUCCUCUGCUUUCUCUCUCUCUCUCUCUCUCUCUCUGCUGCUUUCACUACAUUUUUUCUAUCUCUUUCCCUCUGGCUUUAAAUCAUUUCCAGAACAGAUUUACUGUAAACCUUUUUUUCAGUCCUCCGUUGUUUGGCCUGUUCAAGAAGGCCGCCUGGAAGCUCAGUGCAUUUCUGCACUUUUCUUUUUUUUUUUACCAUCAGUCUGUUCACAUUUUUCUAUGAGGCUCUAGCAUCAGUUUUUCAUCUGGGGAAAAAAAAAUGCCACGCUCCUUUUUGGUGAAGCAGCCGAAGGUUCACGAUUUCUCGUCUUCCAACUACUACCAUCAACACCAGCAGCACUGGGACGACUCUUACACUGUGACACAUGCCAUCACACAGUCGGCCACCAACUUGGCAGUGCGUCUGAGUGAAAAUGGCUACAUCCACGAUUACAUCAUCCCCUCAGUUUUACAGAGCACAAAGGAGCCAGGUCAUGAGCAGACCGGGCUCUCCUCAGGGGCCCUGUACUCCCCAGGUGGCAGCGGCGGGGACGAGUUCUCCGACCAUGACAUGGAGCAUCCGGACAGCCCAGUCUCCAGCGACACAGUAGAGUCAGACAGUAGCGUCCCUGAAUCGGAGGCGUGCACCAUCGAUGCCUUCCUCAUCUCUGACGGCCGCUCCCGCCGGAGAGCCAGCCAGAGGUGUCCCCGCAAGGGAGGCAGUCGAUCGGACAGCAGCGAGGGUGUCGGCUCGUCCGACUGCAGCCCUGCCAAAGGGAAAUCCAAAGGGCGCCACGUGUGCGGCGAGUGCGGAAAGUCUUACGCCACGUCCUCCAAUUUGAGCAGACACAAGCAGACUCACCGUAGCCUGGACAGCCAGCAGGCCAGGAAGUGUCCCACCUGCCACAAGGUGUAUGUGUCCAUGCCAGCGCUGGCCAUGCACAUGCUGACCCAUGACCUGAAGCACGACUGCACGGUGUGCGGCAAAGCCUUCAGUCGACCCUGGCUCCUGCAGGGCCACAUGAGGUCCCACACCGGGGAGAAACCAUUCGCCUGCGCACACUGCGGCAAAGCUUUCGCCGACCGCUCCAACCUGCGCGCCCACAUGCAGACGCACUCGGCCUUCAAGCACUACUCCUGCAAACGCUGCCACAAAAGCUUCGCACUCAAGUCCUACCUGAACAAGCACUACGAGUCGGCCUGCUUCAAAGGGUACCAAGCAGAGGACGACUGCAGCUCUGAGGACUGAUUGGGAAAUAUUCAUCUUUUUCAUUUCUAUUUAUACAUUUUUUAAUAGUUCAUACAAGAAAGUCAGAGAAAAGCUUGCCACUUCACUUCUCAGGCGUGUCACAUGCAUGCAUCAUAAUCCUGCCUUUUGAUAUAAGCAAUAACCUAAUUUGAAAUUGUUCAGGAAUUCUGUAUGAAAUUCAUAAAAAAUCUCAGUGUUGAUCAGAAACAUAAAAUAUUUUAUAUUGUUUUUUUACAAAUUGAAUUGCAAUAAUUUACAUGCAAGUAUUAUUUUAAAUGCCAACUAGCUCUUAAUUUACCUCAAACAUUCCUUAUUCAUUAAAUAAUGUAUUUGUGUAUUUAUUAAUGUAUUUAACUAUUUAUUUGCCAAUUUUGAAGAUUAUUUAUUUAUUAUUAUUGGUUAAUGUAUUUAUGAAUUUAACAUGGAUUUAUUGGAAUCCAUGUAUUGGAUUUGUUGAAAACAAAAGCCAAAAUAUGUUCUGACACGCUAUAUUUCUCUGUCUGAUCAAUUUGGUGGUGACAAUAAAACCGACGAAAAUGAAUAAUUACGGAAACUCCCUUACUCAUGCCUGAAUAUGUGCAAAGAUGAAACACACUUGAAAUAAUCAACCGGUUUAAAAAAAGACACAAUUCACUGAUUUUUUUUACAUGCACAAUAGCUCCGUCACUUUUUCAAAAAACUCAAGCUGAAACAAAUGCAAGCCGACACGUAUCGCACGGAGGCUCUUCUGACCUUCUUUGUAGAAUCAGCAUGGCUCCUUUCAUUCACGUGGCUGCCUGCCUCGCGAGUGACGAGCGAAUGUUAUUUUAAAUCAGUCACAUUUUACAAAGUCAGUAAGCAGCCUUAAACUCGGUGAAGUUUCCAUCUAUAUGAUGGUGUAGUCCCUCAUUCGUCCAGGAGUGUUCUAUCGUAGAAAAGGUUUCAGUCGUAGUCAUCUGGACACUGUUUUCAGAA
Siniperca chuatsi (mandarin fish) is the source of this 2292-nucleotide messenger RNA. Its product is annotated as transcriptional repressor scratch 1-like. Gene Ontology annotation, biological process: regulation of DNA-templated transcription. Gene Ontology annotation, molecular function: RNA polymerase II cis-regulatory region sequence-specific DNA binding; DNA-binding transcription factor activity, RNA polymerase II-specific. The transcript is spliced from 2 exons. The record is from RefSeq and is a predicted model, not a curated record. The coding region runs from base 370 to 1338 and encodes 322 amino acids. Lineage: Eukaryota; Metazoa; Chordata; Actinopteri; Centrarchiformes; Sinipercidae.